Molecule: messenger RNA, 958 nt
Organism: Trichoplusia ni (cabbage looper)
Lineage: Eukaryota; Metazoa; Arthropoda; Insecta; Lepidoptera; Noctuidae
Product: alpha-tocopherol transfer protein-like
Exons: 6
Coding region: 8-916 (302 amino acids)
Cellular component (GO): membrane
Molecular function (GO): phosphatidylinositol bisphosphate binding
Source: RefSeq, a predicted model, not a curated record
AAACAAAAUGGCGUUAGUGAAGCCGAUAUCUAUAGAGAAAGAGUACGAGAAGAACCCGGACAUAACCCCGGACGACGUGAGGAAACUUCGGGAAUGGCUGAAAACACAACCGCAUCUACCGGGAGAACAUAUAUCAGAUGUGGAUUUACUGAUAGUGUUCCACUGCUGCGAGAAGAGCAUAGAGGUGACCAAGCAGGUCCUGGACCUGCACUUCACGCUGAGGACACUCUUCGUGCCAUUCUUCAAGGACCGAAUACUGGAUAAGAAAAUGGAUGCAGUUCUAAACACUAUAUUAUUCGCUCCUCUGCCGACACCAACAGCGGAGGGCCACCGAGUGGUGUACGUCCGGCUCCUGGAUCCAGACCCUCGGAGCUUCAACCUCGUGGAGGGCGUCAAGUUGUUCAUGAUGAUGUUCGACCUGUGCCAGUAUGAGGAAGGGACCUGGCCAGGUUUCGUCUUGAUUAUCGACAUGGAUCAAACAUGCCUCAGCCACGUCACGAGGCUCGAAGUUAUGUCGCUGAAGAAGGUCCUCUACUUUCUACAAGAAUGUAUGUUCACGAAGCUAAAAGGCGUGCACUUCAUGAACGCGCCGUACUUCAUGGAUAAACUGAUGAUGGUUCUGAAGCCAUUCUUGAAGAAGGAGCUGGUGCACGUGGUCAACAUUCACCCAGCAGGCACCGACAGCAUCUACUCGCUCAUACCAAAGGAGGCCUUCCCGAAGGAGGACGGAGGGAACUAUAAGGACAGAAAAACUAUUAACGAUGAGCUCUACCAGCGGCUGCAAGCGAACUCGGAGUUCUUCCGCGCAGAGGCCAAGCGCCGUGUGAACGAGUCGCUCCGGUCGGCAGGCAAGCCUUCCCCGGCAGAGAAGGAGUUCGGACUACAAGGCAGCUUCAAGAAAUUAGAUCUAGAUUAAUUGGGAAUGGUUGUGAUAGAAUUAAAUAUAUUGUAAAAUAAA